Molecule: messenger RNA, 1554 nt
Organism: Monoraphidium neglectum
Lineage: Eukaryota; Viridiplantae; Chlorophyta; Chlorophyceae; Sphaeropleales; Selenastraceae
Product: Replication factor C subunit 1
Exons: 8
Coding region: 1-1554 (517 amino acids)
Source: RefSeq, a predicted model, not a curated record
AUGUCGUCCCCAGAUAAGGGCAAGAAGGUCAAGAAGAAGGAGGAGGCGAAGGCCCCGGGGAUGGACAUCCGCAAGUUCUUCAGCGCCAAGCCCGGGGGUGUCCGCAGCACGCCCAAGCGCGCGGCGGCGGCGGCAGGUGCGGCCGCGCGCAAGCGCAAGAAGGCCAUCGUCAUCGACUCGGAUGAUGACGCCUAUGAGGAGGAGAGCGAGGCGUCCGACGGCGACGACUCCGACUUUGAAAUGAAGGACCCGGAGGAUGAGAAGGCGGCAGCAGGGGAGGACGACGACGAUCUGGAGGACGCGGCGUCGGAAGACGAGGAGGCGGGGGACGAUCUGGGCGGCGGCGCCGCCGCGCAGCGCGCCAAGAAGGCCGCAAAGCCCUCGGCGGGCGCGGCCCCCGGCAGGGCUGCGGCGGCGCACAAGGGCAAGGCGGCGGCAGGCAAGGCUGCGGCGGCAGGCGGCGGGGGGAAGGGCGGCAAGGCAGAGAAGCCGAAGAUGGUGGUGACGCCGCACGCGCGCAAGUCGCCGGCCAAAGGGGGGUCACAGGCGGCGUCGGAGGGCGGCGAGGCCGCGGGCGGCGGCGGCGGCGCGGGGACGAAGCGGAAGCUGCCGGGGUCCCUGGCGUCCCCCGCCGCCGUGGCGGAGCCCGCCAAGGCCCCCAAGCGCCCCACCCCCGCAAAAAAGGAGGCCCUGGCCGGUGACGCGGCGGAGGCGGUCGCGGCGGCGGAGGCGGCGGCGGCGGCGCUCCCGGAGGUCGCGGAGGAGUCCAUAGAGUGGUUCGUGGAGGGAAUGGCGUUUGACGACAACCCAGACCCCCCUAUGGCGGGCCAGAAGGAGAUCCCGCGUGGCCACGACGAGUGCCUGCGUGACAAGGCUUUUGUGCUGAGCGGGCACCUGCCCAGCCUCAGGAGGGACGAGGCGCGGGACCUCAUCUGCAGGCACGGCGGCCGCGUCACCGGUGACGUCAGCGGCAAGACGUCGUUCCUGGUGGUGGGGCAGUAUGCCAGCAAGCGAAAGUUUCGGGAGGCCCACGAGAAGGCAUUGCAGCAGCUGGCCAAGGCCGCCGAGAAGGAGGCCAAGGCCAGCGCCAGCAAGGGCUCCAGGGGCAAGCCCAAGCCCGCGGAGCGCCCGCCGCCGCCCUGCAAGGUCAUAGACGAGGACGGCCUGUUCGCCAUCAUAGCCGCCACCGCGGGCCUCGCGCCGCACGAGGGCGGCGGGGUGGGAGCAGGGCCGGUGGCGGCAGAUAGGGAGGCGGUGGCGGCGGCGGCGGGGGUGAAGGAGGAGGAGGGCGGGGCGGUGCCGGCGGCGGUCAAGCGGGAGCCCGGCGUGGCGGCCGCGGCCGGGCCGGCGCCGAUGCGGGGCGCGGCGUUCCAUGGCGGCGCGGCGGCGGCGGUGGCCCCAACAGCAGCGACCGUUGGCGGGGGAUACGGCUCGGGGCCGGGGCGGGCGGACGGCGGCGCGCCGGCGCUCGCUGCGGGCGCGCAGGAGGGCCUCCCAGGGGCGGCGCCUCGGGGACGCGCCCCUGCGUGGGGCCCAAGCUUCUGCACCCAAUGA